AUGGCAUUCGGUCAGCAUAUGGUGACCAAUGGUGCUUCUUAUAAAUUAUUAAGAAACUUGGGCAUGUUAGAUGAUAGGGCUGUCAAUUUCAAUCGUUCGGACUCAUUUGAUAUUAUUCGUGCUAAGGCUUCGGAUUUCAUGAGGAAGCAGUUUGAGCGCAAUGAAAGGGCAUAUAACCUUCGGUCCAGACAGGUUUCCUACGAAGUUGGUCAAGAGGUUUUCCGGGGAAAUUUUCGCCAAAGCAACUUUGAGCAGGGUUACAAUGCCAAGUUGGCUCCAACUUUUGUUAAAGCCCGGAUACGUAGGAAACUGGGCAAUUACUAUUACGAACUUGAGGAUCUACAAGGACGAUCCCUUGGUAAUUAUCAUGCGAAGGAUAUAAGGCAAGCGUGA
Molecule: messenger RNA, 393 nt
Organism: Stomoxys calcitrans (stable fly)
Lineage: Eukaryota; Metazoa; Arthropoda; Insecta; Diptera; Muscidae
Exons: 1
Coding region: 1-393 (130 amino acids)
Source: RefSeq, a predicted model, not a curated record